Molecule: messenger RNA, 4412 nt
Organism: Urocitellus parryii (Arctic ground squirrel)
Lineage: Eukaryota; Metazoa; Chordata; Mammalia; Rodentia; Sciuridae
Gene: Nfatc3
Product: nuclear factor of activated T cells 3
Biological process (GO): cytokine production; calcineurin-NFAT signaling cascade; regulation of transcription by RNA polymerase II
Cellular component (GO): transcription regulator complex
Molecular function (GO): RNA polymerase II cis-regulatory region sequence-specific DNA binding; transcription factor binding; DNA-binding transcription factor activity, RNA polymerase II-specific
Source: RefSeq, a predicted model, not a curated record
GCCGCCGCCGCCUGAGGAGGAGCCGCGGCAUUCCGGGCCACGCCGAUGACUACUGCAAACUGUGGCACCCACGACGAGCUCGACUUCAAACUCGUCUUUGGCGAGGACGGGGCGCCGCCGCCGCCGCCGCCCCCGGGCUCGCGGCCUGCAGAUCUUGAGCCAGAUGAUUGUGCAUCCAUUUACAUCUUUAAUGUAGAUCCACCUCCAUCUACUUUAAAUUCACCACUUUGCUUACCACAACAUGGAUUACCGUCUCACUCUUCUGUUUUGUCACCAUCAUUUCAGCUCCAAGGUCACAAAAACUAUGAAGGAACUGGUGAUGUUCCUGAAUCUAAAUACAGUCCAUUAGGUGGUCCCAAACCCUUUGAGUGCCCAAGUAUUCAAAUUACUUCCAUCUCUCCUAACUGUCAUCAAGAAACAGAUGCACAUGAAGAUGAUCUACAGAUAAAUGACCCAGAAAGGGAAUAUUUGGAGAGGCCUUCUAGAGAUCAUCUCUAUCUUCCUCUUGAGCCAUCCUACCGGGAGUCUUCCCUUAGUCCUAGUCCUGCCAGCAGCAUCUCUUCUAGGAGCUGGUUCUCAGAUGCAUCUUCUUGUGAAUCUCUUUCACACAUUUAUGAUGAUGUGGACUCGGAGUUGAAUGAAGCUGCUGCCCGAUUUACUCUUGGAUCCCCUCUGACAUCUCCAGGUGGUUCUCCAGGAGGCUGCCCUGGAGAAGAGUCCUGGCAUCAACAGUAUGGACUUGGACACUCCUUGUCACCCAGGCAAUCUCCUUGCCACUCUCCUAGAUCUAGUAUCACUGAUGAGAAUUGGUUGAGCCCCAGGCCAGCCUCAGGACCCUCAUCAAGGCCCACUUCACCCUGUGGGAAACGGCGGCACUCCAGUGCUGAAGUUUGUUAUGCUGGAUCCCUAUCACCCCAUCACUCACCUGUUCCUUCUCCUGGACACUCCCCUAGGGGAAGUAUAACAGAAGAUACCUGGCUCAAUGCUUCUACCCAUAGUGGAUCAGGCCUUGGCCCUGCACUUUUUCCAUUUCAGUACUGUGUAGAGACUGAUAUCCCUCUGAAAACAAGGAAGACUUCUGAAGAUCAAGCUGCCAUACUACCAGGAAAAUUAGAGCUCUGUUCAGAUGAUCAAGGAAAUUUAUCACCAUCCCGGGAGACUUCAGUAGAUGAUGGCCUUGGAUCUCAGUAUUCUUUAAAGAAAGAUUCAUCUGGUGACCAAUUUCUUUCAGUUCCUUCACCCUUUACCUGGAACAAACCAAAGCCUGGCCACACACCUAUAUUUCGCACAUCUUCAUUACCUCCACUAGACUGGCCUUUACCAUCCCACUUUGGACAGUGUGAACUGAAAAUAGAAGUGCAACCUAAAACUCAUCAUCGAGCCCAUUAUGAAACAGAAGGUAGCCGAGGGGCAGUAAAAGCAUCUACUGGGGGACAUCCUGUUGUGAAGCUCCUGGGCUAUAGUGAAAAGCCGAUAAAUCUACAGAUGUUUAUUGGAACAGCAGAUGAUCGAUACUUACGACCUCAUGCAUUUUACCAGGUGCAUCGAAUCACUGGAAAGACAGUUGCUACUGCAAGCCAAGAGAUAAUAAUUGCCAGUACAAAAGUUCUAGAAAUUCCACUUCUUCCUGAAAAUAAUAUGUCAGCCAGUAUUGACUGUGCAGGUAUUUUGAAACUUCGAAAUUCAGAUAUAGAGCUUCGAAAAGGAGAAACUGAUAUUGGCAGAAAGAAUACUAGAGUACGACUUGUGUUUCGUGUACACAUCCCACAGCCCAAUGGAAAAGUCCUUUCUCUGCAGAUAGCUUCUAUACCUGUUGAAUGCUCCCAGCGGUCUGCUCAAGAACUUCCUCAUAUUGAGAAAUACAGUAUCAACAGUUGUUCUGUAAAUGGAGGCCAUGAAAUGAUUGUGACUGGAUCUAAUUUUCUUCCAGAAUCUAAAAUAAUUUUUCUUGAAAAAGGACAAGAUGGACGACCUCAGUGGGAGGUAGAAGGGAAAAUAAUAAGGGAAAAAUGUCAAGGGGCUCACAUUGUCCUUGAAGUUCCUCCGUAUCAUAACCCAGCAGUUACAGCUGCAGUGCAGGUGCACUUUUAUCUUUGCAAUGGCAAGAGGAAAAAAAGCCAGUCUCAACGUUUCACUUAUACACCAGUUUUGAUGAAGCAAGAACACAGAGAAGAGAUUGAUUUGUCUUCAGUUCCACCUUUGCCUGUGCCUCAUCCUGGCCAGACCCAGAGGCCUUCCUCAGAUCCAGGGAACCCACGUGACUUUUUACUGUCAGCACCGAGAGGCUUGGUUUGUCCCAUUCAGCAAGCAUAUGCCUCUAUGGUAACCUCAUCCCAUCUACCACAGUUGCAUUGUAGAGAGGAGGGAGCAGGUAAAGAGCAGCAUAUGCUACCUUCUUCAGUUGUGCACCAGCCUUUUCAAGUUACACCAACAUCUCCUGUGGGGUCUUCCUAUCAGUCUAUGCAAACUAAUGUUGUGUAUAAUGGACCAACUUGUCUUCCUGUUAAUGCUGCCUCUAGUCAAGAAUUUGAUCCAGUUUUGUAUCAGCAGGAUGCAGCUCUUCCUAAUUUAGUAAAUCUUGGCUGUCAACCGUUAUCAUCCAUACCAUUUCAUUCUUCAAAUGCAGGCUCAACAGGGCAUCUCUUAGCACAUACACCUAAUUCUGUGCAAACCUCGCCUCAUCUGCAAUCAAUGGGAUACCAUUGUUCAAAUAUAGGACAAAGACCUGUUUCUUCUCCGGUGGCUGACCAAGUUAUUAGUCAGCCUUCCCCUCAGUUGCAGCAUAUAACAUAUGGUCCUUCACAUUCAGGGUCUGCUACAACAGCUUCCCCAGCAGCCUCUUGUUCCUUGGCUAGUUCACCACUUUCUGGGCCACCGUCCCCUCAGCUGCAGUCUAUGCCUUAUCAAUCUCCUAGCUCAGGAACUGCCUCAUCACCAUCUCCAGCCACCAGAAUACAUUCUGGACAGCACUCAACUCAAGCACAAAGUACAGGUCAGGGAGGUCUUUCUGUACCUUCGUCUAUAAUAUGUCACAGUUUGUGCGAUCCAACAUCAUUUCCACCUGAUGGGACAACUGUGAGCAUUAAGCAUGAACCUGAAGAUCAGGAACCUAACUUUUCAACCAUUGGUCUACAAGACAUCACUUUAGAUGAUGUAAACGAGAUAAUUGGGAGAGACAUGUCCCAGAUUUCUGUUUCCCAAGGCUCAGAGGCGAGCAGAGUCACUCCCAUCCUCGAUCCUGAGUCCCUGGAUUUAGGAAGAUCUGAUGGGCUCUAACAGUUCUCACUGCAGCCUGGUAUCCACCAACUUCUCAGCACGUUACUCUCUUGGACCUUGGGUUUCCAACUUUUUGGCCUUCAGGACUGGUGCCAGGAGUUGGAUUCACCACUGUGGGGAAAAGCAGCAUUCUUCCACCUCAGGCCUUGGAUAGAUUUUGUAAAAGAACAGGAGCAGUAUAGGUUAUAUUUGAACUGUGGGGAAGAGAGCUUUGCAUUUUUUUAUAUUUAAAUAGGAUACUUUUUAUAUGAUGGGUGCUUUGAGUGUGAAUGCAGCAGGCUCUCCAUUUCAGAGAUGCUGCUUUUGCAGGUGAUCUUGUUGUGUAACUAGGAUUGGUAAUUUGUACUGUUUUCCUGGUCAUUUGAAGGCCCCCUUAGUUUUGAUGAUAUUUUUAAAAAUAGGAACUUUUGAUAAAACCUUCCAGAGGCAAAUAAGCAACAACAACAAAAAAUUAUCCUAAGCCCAUACCAAUGCCUCAGAAAUUUGGCAUGUGUCCUGAAGCCUUUCAUAGAUUCAUAGGAAAUAAAGCCAAAUGUAGCUCAUACUCUUUAUAAAAGUAAACUAUUAGAAAAAUGAGACCAUUCCAUCAUUGAAGUGUUGGAAUAUAAAGACAUUCCAGAGCAUAGCCUUUUUGUAACUUUAUAGGUAAUCUUCCUGCAGUCUCUCCAUGCUGACUCCAUGUUGAAACUGCUUUUUCCCCUCAGGACCAUGGGUAAGAUGGCUACUUACAGGUGACUCUGAAAGGUGAAGUAUUAGCUAGGUAAUUUUCAGUUCCUGACAUUCUAAAAACUAGGAGUCAGUAAGAGUGCUCUUCCCAUUUGUGUUUCCUGGCCCCAAAACCUUUUCCAAGUGGGAGCUUCUGCUUUUAGUUUGUUCUUGUCACCAUUGAAGCAAGUCUCCUCCUGAUGGUUCAGACGGCUUUGCAGUUUUCUUUUCUAGAGCCCAGGCAAGCUAUGUCAGGAGCUGAGCAUAACUGACCUAUGCAUCAGGAUGAACAAAGAAAAUGCAGGACUCUAUAUGGAAAGGCUUUAAGAUUCUCACUAGUAUAGGUUUGUCCUCCAUUCUGUCUACAGCCUAAAAUGACUUUAGCCUAACCUGUCCUGUGUGGGUGACCUAAAACCUAAACCCAGCCUUUU